GGUCCUGGGCCAUUUCGAGAAGCCCCUGUUCCUGGAGCUUUGCAAGCACAUGGUUUUCCAGGAAUGCCAACAAGGUGACUACGUUUUCCGUCCCGGACAACCCGACACCAGCAUCUACGUGCUGCAGGAUGGGAAGUUGGAGCUGUUCCUCAGCGAGCCGGACGGGAAGGAGACGGUGAUGAAGGAGGUGUUCCCCGGGGACAGCGUGCACAGUCUGCUCAGCAUCCUGGACGUCAUCACGUCUGCUCAGCAUCCUGGACGCUCGGUGUGUGCCCGGGCGGCGGUGGACUCCACCGUUCUUCGGCUGCCGGUUGAAGCCUUCUCGGCCGUCUUCGAGAAGUACCCCGAGAGCUUGGUGCGGGUGGUGCAGAUCAUCAUGGUGCGCCUCCAACGCGUCACCUUCUUGGCUUUGCACAACUACCUCGGGUUGACGAACGAGCUCUUCAGCCACGGCCACCAGCGACCGUACCGGACGGUGUGUGCCCGGGCGGCGGUGGACUCCACCGUUCUUCGGCUGCCGGUUGAAGCCUUCUCGGCCGUCUUCGAGAAGUACCCCGAGAGCUUGGUGCGGGUGGUGCAGGGCCACCAGCGACCGUACCGGACGGUGUGUGCCCGGGCGGCGGUGGACUCCACCGUUCUUCGGCUGCCGGUUGAAGCCUUCUCGGCCGUCUUCGAGAAGUACCCCGAGAGCUUGGUGCGGGUGGUGCAGGUGAGUCCAGGCCUCCAGAAGGGUCCCCGCUCCGACUUCGACAUGGCCUACGAGCGGGGCCGCAUCUCGGUGUCGCUGCAGGAGGACAGCACCAUGGCCACCUUCUCCCGGUCUGUCUCCCAUGAGGCCAAGGAGCGCAAGUCGGUGACGGUGGAGGAGCAACCUUCUGGUGUCCACCACGACAACGACUGCGAGGAGGACGCGGCGACCGGCACUUGCCCCUUCGGGCCUUACCAAGGCCGCCAGACCAGCGCCAUCUUCGAGGCUGCCAAGCAGGAGCUGGUCAAGCUCAUGAAGGUGAAGGACCCUUCUCUCCUCAACAACCGUGUCUUGCUCCAUCAUGCCAAAGCUGGGACGGUCAUCGCCCGUCAAGGGGACCAGGACGUGAGCCUCCACUUCGUGCUGUGGGGCUGCCUCCACGUCUACCAGCGGAUGAUCGACAAGGCGGAGGACGUCUGCCUCUUCUUGACACAACCCGGCGAGAUGGUGGGCCAGUUGGCCGUCCUCACUGGCGAGCCCCUCAUCUUCACCAUCAAGGCCAACCGCGACUGCACCUUCCUCAAGAUCUCCAAGUCGGACUUCUACGAGAUCAUGCGGGAGCAGCCCAGCGUGGUCCUGAGCGUGGCCCACACCGUGGCCGCCCGCAUGUCCCCCUUCGUGCGCCAGAUGGACUUUGCCAUCGACUGGAUGGCGGUGGAGGCCGGGCGGGCGCUCUACAGGCAAGGUGACAAGUCAGACUGUACCUACAUCGCCCUCAACGGGCGUCUUCGCUCCGUCAUCCAGAAGGGCAGCGGCAAGAAGGAGCUCAUUGGGGAGUACGGCCGUGGAGACCUCAUCGGCGUGGUGGAAGCCCUCACCCGGCAACCUCGGGCCACCACGGUCCACGCGGUGCGGGACACGGAGCUGGCCAAGCUGCCUGAGGGCACCUUGAACAACAUCAAGAGGAGAUACCCCCAGGUUGUCACCCGCCUCAUCCACCUCCUGAGCCAGAAGAUCUUGGGAAACCUUCAGCAGCUCCGUGGGCCAUUUGCAAGUUCUGGCUUGGGCAUGGCCUCCAGUUCGGAGCCCACCAACCCCACCAGUAACCUGUCGACGGUGGCGGUGCUGCCGGUGUGCGACGAUGUGCCCACGGCCGCCUUCACACUGGAACUCAAGCACGCGCUCAACGCCAUCGGUCCCACCCUGCUCCUCACCAGUGACAUCAUCCGUGCUCGUCUGGGUUCCUCAGCUCUGGACAGCAUCCAGGAGUACCGCCUGUCAGGUUGGUUGGCCCAGCAGGAGGACAUCCACCGCAUUGUCCUCUACCAAACCGACUCCACCCUCACGCCGUGGACCGUGCGUUGCAUCCGCCAGGCCGACUGCAUCCUCAUCGUUGGGUUGGGCGACCAAGAACCGGCGCUGGGAGAGCUGGAGCAGAUGUUGGAGAACACGGCGGUGCGGGCGUUGAAGCAGUUGGUCCUUCUACACCGUGAAGAUGGUCCCAGUCCUUCCCGCACUGUUGAGUGGCUCAACAUGCGCAGUUGGUGCUCGGGUCAUCUCCACAUCAGGUGUCCUCGGCGUGUCUUCUCCCGACGGAGCCCCACCAAGCUGCGGGAGAUGUAUGAGAAGGUGUUUGAGAAGAACGCCAACCGCCACAGUGACUUCUCCCGGUUGGCCCGUGUCCUCACCGGCAACACCAUCGCCCUCGUCCUGGGGGGCGGCGGAGCCAGGGGUUGCUCCCACAUCGGGGUGAUCAAGGCCAUGGAGGAGUCGGGGAUCCCCAUCGACCUGGUGGGGGGCACCUCCAUCGGGGCCUUCAUUGGGGCGCUCUACGCCGAGGAGCGCAGCGCCGUCCGCACCAAGCAGCGGGCGCGAGAGUGGGCCAAGUGCAUGAACUCAACCUUCAAGACCGUCCUGGACCUCACCUACCCCAUCACCUCCAUGUUCUCGGGCUCCGCCUUCAACGCCAGCAUCAACAAGGUUUUCGAGGACAAGCAGAUUGAGGACCUUUGGCUGCCCUACUUCAAUGUCACCACGGACAUCACGGCCUCGGCCAUGCGGGUGCACACGGACGGCUCGCUCUGGCGGUACGUGCGAGCCAGCAUGACCCUUUCUGGCUACCUACCCCCCCUCUGCGACCCCAAGGACGGCAACUUACUGAUGGACGGUGGUUACAUCAACAACCUGCCAGCCGACAUCGCCCGCAACAUGGGGGCCAAGACGGUGAUCGCCAUCGACGUGGGCAGCCAGGACGAGACCGACCUCUGUAACUACGGGGACAGCCUGUCGGGCUGGUGGCUCCUCUGGAAACGUCUCAACCCUUGGGCUGAAAAAGUCAAGGUGCCCGACAUGGCCGAGAUCCAGUCCCGCUUGGCCUACGUGUCCUGUGUCCGGCAACUGGAGGUGGUGAAGUCCAGCUCCUACUGCGAGUACAUCCGCCCACCCAUCGACCGCUUCAAGACCAUGGACUUCCGCAAGUUCGACGAGAUCUACGAUGUGGGCUACCAACACGGCAAGGUGGUCUUCGAGGGCUGGAGCCGCGGUGACAUCAUUGAGAAGAUGGUGAAGGACCGACGCUCGGCCGACUUCUACGAGAGCAAACGCAUGGACGUCCUCACGUGUCCCAGCGCCGGCUUCACCGACCUGGCCGAGAUCGUGUCCCGCAUCGAGCCCGCCAAGCCCUACUUGUCUGAUGGCUACGGGGACGAGGAGUCUGACUACCUCACGGAGUACGAGGACGAGGGGCCGGAGCCAGCGCGGGGCGAGGAGGACGCCUUCGCCCCGGCCGAGUGGGGCAGCUCCAGCACCUUGGAGGCCGUGAGUGUCCCCCUGGCCAUGGAGAACCUCCAAAACGGGGUGCACCUGGGUUUUGAGGGGUCCCAAGG
Messenger RNA from Calidris pugnax (ruff), 3573 nucleotides. It is a transcript of the gene PNPLA6, whose product is annotated as patatin like phospholipase domain containing 6. Gene Ontology annotation, cellular component: endoplasmic reticulum. The transcript is spliced from 29 exons. Lineage: Eukaryota; Metazoa; Chordata; Aves; Charadriiformes; Scolopacidae. Gene Ontology annotation, biological process: phosphatidylcholine metabolic process. Gene Ontology annotation, molecular function: phosphatidylcholine lysophospholipase A1 activity. The record is from RefSeq and is a predicted model, not a curated record. The annotation marks the transcript as partial.